Protopolystoma xenopodis is the source of this 591-nucleotide messenger RNA. The record is from the annotation of a GenBank genome assembly. NCBI's taxonomy places the organism in Eukaryota, Metazoa, Platyhelminthes, Monogenea, Polystomatidea, Polystomatidae.
AUGAAUGGGGAUCUUAGAGCCACAAACUGUUUUCUUCCAUCCAUCUUCCCAAAACACUUUCACGAGCUUUUUUCUUGCACUCAUUUCUAUCCAUUUAUCCAGCCUGGUGAACUAAUAUACUUGUUUUUGGAGGAGACUAGUGAACUUUGGGUUCUUGAUCUUGCUAAGCACUCGCUGCGUCCCCUCGCCCCUCUGUGUUCAUCCAACGUGCUACACUCAGGAGGUAGCUCUAUCAGCGGUACCGGAUGUGCGGGCUGGAGCAGUACUACUUCAUCUGGGCCGACAACUAACGCAGCGGCAGUGGGAUUAGGUCAAAUUAAUGAACAUACACAUCACCAUCACCCACACUAUCAAUACCAACAUCACGUUUACUCAUAUCCGCAUCUCCUUUCACAUCACGCGGUCGGUGACUGUUGUCAGCGUCGCGAGGUAGAGGCGCGCGUGCAUGCUGGUGUGCAGUGGGUCGGUGACCGUCUUUACGUGGUGGGUGGAUUCGCUGAGCUGGUGGGAGCAGAUCGCAGGCCAACCAAUCCCAGGAAUGAUAUUCAUUUUUAUGAUCCGAUCAUGAACAAGUGGUGGGUUAUUGGUUAG